Molecule: messenger RNA, 741 nt
Organism: Chlorella variabilis
Lineage: Eukaryota; Viridiplantae; Chlorophyta; Trebouxiophyceae; Chlorellales; Chlorellaceae
Exons: 4
Coding region: 1-741 (246 amino acids)
Source: RefSeq, a predicted model, not a curated record
AUGCACGUCGCGGCGGCUUCUUGCCGGCAGCAGGCCGUCGCCUGCCUGCGCAGCACUGCAGCAGCCCGGCCGCAGCGGGCGCAGCCCGGCGUGGCGCGGCAGCAGGUGCAGCAGCAGCAGCGGCGUCCUGCGGCGCGGCGCCGCCUGGCGGUGCACGCCUCCACCGCUGUCUACGGCUCUGAGUGGGCCACCCCCAAGGACGCCUACCUCACCGUGGGCCUGUGCCAUUGCUACGUCAAGGAGGACGGCAAGCUGGCCGACAAGUUCAUUAUCGAGCCCAUUACCGCCAACAGCCUCGAGUGCAUGGCAAAGGGCGCGCGCACCUCGUUCACGCACGUGUUCAGCCUGCGGCUGGAGGAGGCGCUGCAGCGCAGCAAGGCCGCCUACCCCGCCGAGUUUGCUGAGGGUACGUUUUGUGAGGAUUACGAGACGCGGUGCGACGCGUGCGCGCGCACCUGGAUGCGCCCCCAUGCCAUGGACAACCUGCUCGACAUUGUGCCCCUGGGCCAGCUGAAGAGCAACUUCAACUACUCCACAGCAGACAAGCGGGUGCUGAAUGCGGACAACAUCGUGAACGAUGACGACAACAUCAAGCAGGACCUGUCCAUCGACGUGUACGGGCGUACCGCCAAGGAGGAGGCGGCCGCCAAGCUGGCGGAGAGCGCAGAGGCGGCGGCGCCGGCGGCUGCCAGCGAGGAGGAGGAGGAGGCUGAUGACAUGGAUGCGCUGCUGUCGGUGUGA